GAUCGGUCAUCUCUCCCUUGACCAUGCCCCAGCUCGACACAUAGUCCGGGCCGAAUGAGAAUCUAUCUAUUCACUUAUAAUCUACCAAGGAUUGCUUCUAGAAAUGACUUUCGAGACAACUGUUCCGCGAAUCUUAUUCAUAGACUCGUAUGAUUCAUUCACAUUCAAAGAGGCUAUCCCCGACUGUGCUGUGCAUAUCAUCAAGAACGAUGCGUUCACCAUAGAACAACUACUGCCCUUUCUCCCGCUAUUCUCUGCCGUGGUGGUUGGUCCAGGGCCCGGAUCUCCGCAAAACGACCAGGACAUUGGUGUUAUCAAGGAUCUUUGGGGACUUGCCGCCAAUGUACUGCUCCCGAUCUUCGGUGUGUGCCUCGGGCUGCAGAGCCUCGGUGUUGCGUACGGAGCGAGGCUGGAGCGAUUGAACGUCGUGAAACACGGGCAGGCUUCCCUUAUCCACCAUACCGGCCGUGAACUUUUCGAAGGCGUUGGGCUCGUGGAAGCUGUGCGAUAUCAUUCGUUGCAUGUUACAUUGCUGGAUGCUGGCGAGGUCGAGCAGCUUGCAUGGGCAGAUGAUGGCAGCGAGAACGGGCUCGUCGUCAUGGCGAUGCGCCACACUUCCAAACCAUUCUGGGCUGUGCAGUAUCACCCGGAGUCAGUCUGCACUCAAGGAGGAGGGAGGGAUGUUGUGUCGAAUUUCUGGAGCUUGGCACAAACUUGGUCGAACAAACAUGGGCGUCGCACUCUUCCAUGGAACUCCUCAGCUUCCUCUACUUUUGGAAAUCCGUGGCCUGUUUUCUCUCCCACAGAUGUGAUCGUGUCACCCUCGGCUCAGUCUCAGAUUGUUUCGACUCGUAUCCUCGACCUUCCCAAUCUCACUGCUCGCCAAGUCUGUGAACUUUUCGGUGUAGCAAACGACGAAUCUCCGUUCGUCUUGCUCGAUUCGGCAGCUCAACCUGGCCGACAUUCCAUCAUUGGCUCGCUUCUUCCGUCUUCGCCUCAAUUGAGCUACUUUGUUGGGGACGCCUAUGUAACACUCACACAACACGGCCAUUGUUCGGAGCAGCCUUUAGAAGAUCGGGAUAUCUGGAGCUGGGUUUCACACUUCGUGAUGUCCAAGGGAGACUACCGUGGCCACCCCGAGAUCCCUUUCUGGGGAGGGCUCGUUGGCCUUCUCAGCUAUGAGAUCGGGGUCGACACACUGACAGUCCCCCUUCGCCAAAAUAGAACAAGGCGACAUCCUGAUCUGAACCUCGUUUUUGUGGAGCGUUCAGUAGUCUUGGGUGCUGGUACCGGACAGGUUUUUGUGCAAUCGCUUCUUGCUAAUGACGAAGAUUGGGUCGCGAACACUGCUGCCGCUUUACUCAAGGCCGAUUCAGCAAACUUUGUUCCUCGAUCAAAGCUUCCCGAAAUACAGCCUACUCUUUCGAUUCCAAACAAAGCCCAGUACAUAUCUCGAAUCCUCGAGGCACAGGAGAGCAUUUCAUCCGGAGACUCGUACGAACUUUGUUUGACUGCAAGAACGACCGCCAAUUUCCAGAGUGCUGGCCGACCUCCUGGUUCUCGCUCAUGGAACCGAUAUCAAGCCUUGCGCUCCAAGAAUCCUGCUCCUUAUUCAGCCUACAUCCGACUCCAUCCUACUACGUUUCUGUCUUCCUCCCCGGAGCGCUUCAUCUCAACGUCUCGACCCCCGAGGUCCGUUUUCCAAAUGCGACCCAUCAAGGGUACCGUCAGGAAAGCGCCUGGUAUCACGCGCGCCGUCGCCGAAGCGGCCCUCGCGGGGAGCGUCAAGGAAGUGGCGGAGAAUCUUAUGAUCGUAGAUUUGAUCCGGCAUGAUCUGCACUCUGUGCUCGGCGAGGACGUGCAGGUGAAACAGUUCUGCAAGGUGGAGGAGUACGAAACUGUGUGGCAGCUCGUCAGUGUGAUCGAGGGCAAGCUGGAUCCACGGCAAUGCGGUCGAAGGCUGGAGCAGACAUUGGGGUGGGACACGUUGAAGCGCAGUCUGCCUCCCGGGAGCAUGACCGGUGCACCCAAAAAGCGAAGUGUGGAGAUCUUGCGUGGACUCGAAGACACCGAACGCAACAUCUACUCCGGAGUGUUCGGGUAUUGGUGUGUUGGUGGAGGAUCAGAUUGGUCCGUCACUAUCCGAAGCUGUUUCCACUUCGACGAUCCAAGCUGUCCGGACGAGAUAUGGGAGAUGGGUGCAGGAGGUGCGAUUACUGCGUUGUCUGACGCAGACGACGAGUGGGAUGAAAUACGGCCUUCCACCCUCUCCGUAUAUACACCUCCCCCGUCAUCCCAGGGAACAGUCAAAAUCGUCCAGACAGAUGAUCUUCCAGAGGCUCCCGCGCUCUCGAGACAAGUAUCGGCGUCCACGUCUAAAAUACCCUAUGUCUCUGAACUGGACCCGGACGAGUUGUUCACCAAGCGCACGAUUGCCGAAGUGAAGGUCGCACAAAAUAAACUGAGAGCCGAUGCCGACGCGAAGCAAGAGGAAUUGAGGUUGAUGGUGGGGGAGCGAUACCGAGACCUUUUACACGCCUCCACAUCCAUCAUCGCCAUUGCGAGCUCUUCGCACCGGGUCAUCGAGGCUUUGAAUGAGGCCAAAGAUGUUAUUAUGUCUCAAGCCGAGCCUCCAGUCCCUCAACGAAUGUCCUCCUAUAGAGGUGGUGAUGGGCAUCUGCACACCCUUCAAUUGCUUGCUGCGCAUAUGAAACUACUUUUGGACGCGCCCGAAUAUCUAUGGAGGCUUAUGGAGCGCAAAAGAUACUUCACAGCUGCAUGGCUCUUUCUUCUAGCGCUUGUGGUGCACCAUGCUUUGGUACGGAGUGACGAUCAGGAUGAAGAUUCAUGGCAAUCGCAGGGUAUUGAUGUGCUGGAGCAAUUCCCACUUGUUCAACGUCAAUGGGAAGCUAUCCUCCCAUUCCGUUCUCAAAUUAUACAUCGAGCAACGUUGUCAUUGCGAGAGGCCACGCAGGAUAUUUGUGCCGCGGUUCUAUCUUUGCAUUUGUUGGACUCCCGACCACUGUCGGAAGCGCUGUCCCUCUUCCUCAGCCAACGUUCCAAAACACUGCAAGGAUUCUUGUCGCGUAAGGCAGAGGGCACAGCCACAUCUCCAUCCGUAGGAAAAUCCAACGGACAUGUGCCAGAAAAGGUUGCAUCGAAGAGUUCGCUCAAAGAGGUCAAGGAGAUCACGCAAGCUGCCGUGGUCGCUGUUGUGGACACUAUCCGAAUAUGCAGGGCUGUCUUCCAAGACUCUGCGUCCAAGUCCAUGGUUGCUGCCGUGCUCGAGUACAUCCAUUCAGACUCCACGCAACCCGAUAACAAGGCACUCUCAUCAGAACUCAUGCUGACAACAGAAUCAUUGUUGGUGGCGCUGCCCUCCUCUACCCAGUUCUUACUCCUCCCCCCUGCUUUACGCUCGUACAAGCCGCACGUAAAUCUCUCGUCAUCCUCGUCCAUGAUUGAUCCUGUGUACUUCACCCAAACCCUCGAUUCGUGGUUUCAAUCAUCGAAUGGGAGCCUCGAGGUCGCGGUCUCAAAAUGGUUUUCGGAACUGCAUCUCGCAUCCGACGUUUGGUCCUUGCGACUUUCCAUAUGGCGGUGGAUCACAAUUGCUGGUCUCGCCGAUACGGAAUCAGAGGCUUUGAAGUCCAUGUUCGAUCGCACGGCUCGACAGCGGGUUCUCGACAUCUGGGCCAAGGCACUUGGGGAUGCUCAGACCGCAUUCAAAACCCAGCUUGAAGCAGCGACCGCUUCAAUCCGAACUACGCAAUCAGUCACCUCUUCUGCGCAAUUCCUAUUCAAUGCUCCGGCGCUCCCUGUUAUGGGCGCAGGUCACGCGGACGUAUCAUUCGAGAAGUAUCAGCAGUCUUUGCGGCAGCAAUUGCUUGGACGAACGGCUCUCCUGGACGGUGUUUUAUUAACCCUGGAAAAUUGUGCUAGAUCGCUCCAACGAGAUUUUGCUAUCGUGCACGGCGGCGACACUGACGAUCGGGCUACCCUUUCGAAGCUGACAGAAGAGUAUCAACCUCACGCAGAUGAGCUGUGUGCGGGGAUUUUAGACACUCUUUCCUCGGCCGAAAACUCUGAGGAUGACAAUGAUACUUCAGUCAACACUCUUGUCUUCCUGAGUCAUAUUGCGGACGAACUUGUCUCUUCCAUCUUCAUUUCAGGAAUUCGAGCAGGGGAGCAGACUGUACAAGAUUUCCAACGGCGCGCAGAAGCUCUUCGUGAUCGAAUCAUCGAUCGCUGGAGAAGUCGCAUCGUGGCGCAAAUCAUCUCACAGCAAACCGAUAGGCCUACUCUCAUGGUGGUGUCACCUGCACCAUCGCCGGCGUUGAUUGAAGCUCUUCUCAAAUUAUCCACCUCCAUCCAGGAGCUCACCCGGUCCCGGAACGUCAGCCCAGAGCCUGAGAAGACUCUCCGGCAUUUUAUAACAGAAUGGGUCGCAGGCAGCUCGAAACGUGAACCUCAAUCACAUUCAGAUAUCGUUUUCCUCCGCUACCUCGCCAGUCUCUACCGCACAGAGUGGGACGACUUGUGCUCUCUGCUCGAUGCCAAAGCCCAGGAAUGCCAGGAACAUUCCGAACUCGAGAUGCCAAUGGUCGAGAGCGGAGCAUCGGAAUACUUGACACGAACACAGACUCUGUUCGCGCCAUUGCUUCCAGUGCGAUCCCGCAUGCUAUCACUGGACUUGACGACAGACAAAAUGGCACCGCUGUUACCGUUUGGUUCGCCACCGACCGGAAUGCCGUUCCAGUCUGCCGUAGAAGUCGCAAAAACGUCUGCGCGAUUCGGACUACUGCUUGUAGGCACGAUGUUCACAGUCCGACUUACGCAUGAAUGUCCCUUCGUACUGGACUUGUUCGAGCAACACGUCUCCCAGCAUUUCCGCGCCCUCGACUUCCCCCGGCUCUUUUGGCGCGGGUUUCCCGAUGAACCCAACCUUGUCCGCAAACAUUAUCUGCCCCUGGUCGAAGAGCUGGAACGAAUCAAAGCAGACCCGAGUGCGCCUCCUCCGCCCUCUCCGCUGACACGACAUCAGAUCAUCACUCUGCUCGACAUGCUAGCCACCUCUGGCCGUCCAGCCGAUAUCGGCACCCUGAAAGCCAUGUUCGCGCACCUCCCGCUCUAUUUCGGCAUCCCUAUUACCCCCGACCUACACACAGCCGUCAUUUCUGCCUUUCUCAAGCAGGGAUACGUCCGAAUCGCUGUUUCGUGGAUUGCGAGCAUGCCAGACCUCCCGCCACACGUCCACCCAGGCCUGGAACACUUCCACACACUCUUGAAGGGCUGCCCGAUCCAUGUCCAGAUUGCGUACCUCCGCGACAUCGUCAUGCAUAAGAUGCCCGCUGCGGGUGUUCAGCCAGAAGAAGAGACGUUCGCCAUCUUGACGCGUCGCAUGAUCCAGAACGCAAGAGAGAACAAAAAGAACGUGCCUGUGGCCCACUGCACGGGCUUGUUCAGCGACAUGCAAGCCAUGAAACUGGCGUGUCCCUCCUCCAUCUUGGACCUUAUGACCGAUUUCUACAUGAGUCAAGGUCUGACGCAGUUUGCCGAAGCCGUGCGGGCUGACUACGUUGCGCGAUUUCCUCAAGAGCCCUCGGCGGAUGAAAAGCAGUUGCGGGAGUGGCAGACGACUUUGUUUUCAGUUGCCCAGUCUUCCGGUAUCGAGGUGGCGGCCAACCUCAUCGACAUUCUAUGCAAGCAAGGGCUCCCGCGAUCUGGCCUUGCCUUGCUGGCUAUCCUGGGACCCUCGUCUACCAGCGUGGAAGAUCUACGCACCGCAGAGAAGGCGUCUGGAAUCAGUGCGAGUGCGUCGGAGUACGCCUUUCUGAUCAACAACUGCUUGCGAACGAAACGAGUGGGUGAUGCCCAGGCCAUCUACGAGCAAGCGAGAGCAGCAGGAAUCGCGCCGGCGGCUUCUAUGGUCGGGCCUAUCAUCCGGGCUCUCACUUCCGGUGGCCGGAAUUCCGCACAUGAUACGAAUGUCGAUGCAGCCUUGGCUCUGUACACUGAACUGGAUGAAGCUUUCUCUUCCGACUCGGCCGGCCCGGAGAACUCCCCCGGCCCCACCCUGGAUAUCUACACCUGUCUAAUGCACGGACUGGCCAACUGUUCGAACGUGAAGACGGCCUAUCCGAUUGCGCAGGCGCUCCUAUCCGACAUGGAAAGCCGAAAGAUGACUAGCAACCAGUCCAUCAUGACCUCUCGAGUGAUUCUUGAGAUGUGCUCUGCAGACAGUCUCGAAUUAGCGCUCAAGGCGUAUCGCAAGCACUACACGGAGCUCACUGACAUGGGAUACUGGGCCGUGCUCACCGCAUUCGUCCGCUUCUCCUUCACGCUGGGAUACCAGAACGCCAUGGAAUACUUCUACAUCAUCAUCUCGGACAUGGAAAAGGCGGGCUUCCGGAUGAACGACCGGCUAUACACCAAUGUUCUCCGCCAGCUCUCCGAGGUUGCCUCCGCCCGCAGAAAAGAGUGGCGACAGAAAAAUAUCGGGAAGGAGGUUCCGCCCAAGCUCUGCGCCGACAUCCUGGACGCGACACGGCAGCUGCACAACUCGGUCGUGCUAGAUUCGAUGAUCCGGCCUGGGAUGCCUGUCUGGAACGAGAUCAUGGGCACCUAUCAGCGAUUGGGUGCAUUCGCGGACGCGUACCGGAUGUGGCAGCAUAUGUUCCUCACCCGGAGCUUUGGCUCCAUCACUGUCAGCACCAUCCUCGAAAGCUGCGACUCGGCGGAACGGGCGCAAUCCAUCGUGGCGGAUCUGUUGCAGAGCCGGUACGAGUUGACGCUGCAUAACUGGAACGCCUACGUCGAAUGUCUGGCCAAGAACCAGAACAUAUCGGAGACACUCUAUGUGAUUUGCGAGAUGAUGGGGUCUGGUCAUCAGCCGGUCAAAGCGGACGCGUCGACAGUGUCAGUCGUGCUCAAGUCCGCUACGACUGAGCAGCAGCGCCAGUCGGUAUUACAAACGAUCGAGCGUCAGCGACAGCCGCUGUACGCGUCGUUGCCGGAGUCGAUGACGCGACCCCCAUAA
Molecule: messenger RNA, 7039 nt
Organism: Mycena citricolor
Lineage: Eukaryota; Fungi; Basidiomycota; Agaricomycetes; Agaricales; Mycenaceae
Source: the annotation of a GenBank genome assembly